AUGACCAACAAUUCUUGCACCAGAAUAACUUGUAUGCGUGGUAAGACAAUACAACAGCGUAAUUUUUCGCAGCACUGUUCCAGUAAACAUCAUAUAUCAUUUAUUACAAAACAAGAAUUAAAUGACACAAAUAAAUUAUUAUCAAUCGAUUUAAUAUUUAAUCUAGCGGCAUAUUUACGAGAAAAGGAUUUACAUUCAAAUAAAAUACGUACUCAAACAAUCGUUCAGAGAUAUGAACAUAUCGAUCCAUAUACAAAAGUUAAACUCAAAUUAGAGAAUAAUGAAAAUAUUCCAGCAAACUUUCGUAUUGAUCAUAUUCAUGCAGCACAAAUACUUGCAUCUACUAUUAAACAUGCACCGGAAUUAGUACCUCGAGAUGGAAAUGUACUUACAUUGCGUCCAUUACGAAACAUAGUUAAUGAUAUAUCAAGUUUAGCUAUAACGGAAGCAUUCAUUAAUCGAUCGAAAGGUCAGGCUAUUAAAUAUUUUCUUGGACAUUACGGGAUCAAUCGAGAUAUGUCACUUUUGACAGCUUUUAUUCAGACUACUAACGGAAAAGAAAGAUCAAUAGCAAAAUUUUCCAAAAAUGUUUUCUAUGAAAGAGUUAAUGAAUUUCAUCAAAAAGAGACAAGUCCUAACAUGAGUAAUGCAAUACAAGAAGUCCGAAUGGAUAAUGAGCAUAUAACUGGUGCAUGCUGUUAUGAAAUGGUAGCGAAACAAUUCGAUACGAUAAUUGAUCGAAUGAAAUUAGAUUGGAAUGAAGGUACUAAUCUUCGAAACGGAAAAGUCUAUCAAGCAUAUAAAUGA
Rotaria socialis is the source of this 807-nucleotide messenger RNA. NCBI's taxonomy places the organism in Eukaryota, Metazoa, Rotifera, Eurotatoria, Philodinida, Philodinidae. The record is from the annotation of a GenBank genome assembly.